CCAACCUCCGCAGGGUUUUUCCUAUUUGCGGUAUUGAUACCAAUCCUAUAAGGCGAAACCCCCUUGAAUAUUCUCAGGCGAUGGGGUUGAAUGAAAUUACGUGGGUCAAAUCGCAUGCUACUCCUCGAAUGAACCACUAUCGAUCCAGCAGUGAGCAUAAGCUUCCCGAAGAUGCUAUUCGCUUCGGCUACGUACUCAAUACAUAAAUGUGACUCCCUAUCUAGUUCCGCUAGAUAACAGCGAAGGAAGCCCUUCUGUCCUCUGGCAUCCCGACCUACAUCUCAACAAUGUGUUUGUAGAUCCUGAAUCUCAUGAAAUCACUUACAUAGUGGAUUGGCAAUCGGCAGCUGUUGUCCCUCUGUUCUUUCAAUGGUGGUGUACCGACAAUGUUCCGUCAUUCCAAGCCGGUUAGAGAUGAUUGGGUUGUUCCAGAAAGGCCCGCCAACUUCGAAAGUCUAGAUGAAGAUGAGGAAGAGACAGAUUGACAAAGACCUAGAAAGCGAAACUCUUCAUAAGUAUUAUGAAGUUCAAAACAUAUCAAAAAGCACCUCGUCGCUGGGCUGCACUCCAACAACAAAAGGCCACACCCCCUUCCUUCGAAAGCCAGUCUGGCUAGUAACCGGCGUCUGGGAAAAUCGCGACCUUUUCUUUCUCCGUCAAUCACUACUAUCUUUAAUGGCACACUGGGAGGAAUUUAGGAAUGGUGUUCCUUGUCCAUUAAGCUUUUCAGAGGAGGGGUUGAAGCUUCACGCAAAGGAAGAAGAAAACAUGGAUGGUAUCGGGCAAUUACUCAAAAUUUCUCAGGAUCAGGGGGUGUUACCGGUGGAUGAUGGAAUGGUUGAACAUGAAGACUAUGAAACGGCAAAGGAGAAUAGAAUAGUCGGAAGUAUUCUAACCUUUGGCCAUAUCAUAUCAAGUUCCCGAAUGAGGCUGAUUUCUCUAAGGGAUAACGGUAACUAUGUGGGAGAACUUUUCUAGGGCAAUGCAACCCUGUAAGUUAGAAGUGAGGCUGGCUCCUCAUCAAAGCCACCUUGGUGCUGAAUUCAAGCAUUGGUUUAUGGGGACAAGUUAUAAUGGCCCUAACGUAGUUAACUAUUUAAUCUGAAUCACUCACCCAACAACCUAUAUUGAAUAAAUCUUACAAUUUAGCAAUGAUCAUAUGAAAUUACACAUAGAAAAUUAUAUACAUUAUUCCUUAGGUCUUUUGACAUUUUCUAAUAGUAUAUCCAGCCAUAUUACACUUGCUGUAUAGCAAUCUUGGUACAAGGUGUAAUCUGAGAAUGAGCCUUGCGUAUAUAGGAUAGAUAACCAGAGCAAUAUGAUAAUAUGUAUAUUGGGUAAAUGAAUGUACUAAUUGGUUUGUAAGGUACUACUGAAUAAGAUAUAACAUGUAUUGAUCGUGAAGUACGAAACUUCUCAAUCAAAGGUGUGAAUGAGCGCCCUUAUAUAGACAUAUGAAAAGGUCCCCCCCCCCAUCCGUUCUUGGAGUAGAAGG
This is a messenger RNA of Blastomyces dermatitidis ER-3, 1495 nucleotides long. RefSeq lists its product as uncharacterized. Lineage: Eukaryota; Fungi; Ascomycota; Eurotiomycetes; Onygenales; Ajellomycetaceae. The transcript has a single exon. The coding region runs from base 460 to 978 and encodes 172 amino acids. The record is from RefSeq and is a predicted model, not a curated record.